AUGGUUAUAGCCUCAAAGGUAAAUUUACCACAACUUGAAAUCCAUAGGCUGUAUCAGAUUGAUCUCACGUUGUACAAGACCCACCAGCUCGGGCUUGGGCGCAGUAGAGUAACGCAGCUAGUUCUGCAACGACGUGAGGAUAUACGAAGAAGACACUGGCCUUCUCUAGCUGGAUCGGAGCCGGAGCUGGUUGCUAUCUUCCCCGUUCAUGGUUCGGAGAUUUUGGAAGAAAUUUGUGAGAUUUUGAGGAAUAUGGGUAUGAUGGGCUUGGAAAUUGGCAAGAAGACAUUUGGUCAGUGUCAGGAGCAAGCUAGUGGGAAAGACAAAAUAAAUUGUUACGAUAUCAAUAUGGGGAAUGAUACUCACAGUCACACAAUGAAUUCUUCAGAUAAAGCAGUUCACAUUGAUGACGGUGCUGUAGAAGUAAAUUUUGAGAUUGGAUCUUCUAGAUACAGAACUAAGGCGAGACCUACCUCAUCAGAAGAAUCUUCGUGUUAUUUGACGGACACUCCAGAGAGAGAUGCAGAAUCAGAUCCCGAGUUAAAAGAUCUGACGGCCCUUAAUGAACGGUCAUAUUCUGCAUCUCUCUCUGCAUCACCUGCUACACCCGCCACACCAACCAAAAAACGGCUCCGAGAGGACGGCACUUCUAUACGCCUUUUUGAAAGCGAUCUGUCGUGGACAGAUCGGGAGAUUUUCAACACUGCCAAGCGUCACAAUGGAGCCUCAGUGACAAGCUUUCGUAGUACGAACAUUAGAUCCAGCCCUCCUCGACCUCAGACGGUUCUGCAAGCUGCUGCCCUCAGUCAAAGGAUUCCGUUGCACAGCCUGCUUACCCACCAAUCUAAACCUCCAAUUGAUCCUCUUCUUCCCAAUCGGCUCAGCACCUCUCGCGCUGAUACUAACACCCUUCCCCAGGCUUCUCUUCACGUGGCCCAAAAGGAAGUCAUUAAUCUAGACGACGACGAAGAAGACAUCCGCACCUUCCAACUACCUCUCGGGGCCGAGAUUAUCGAUCUCGAAGAUCACGAGAUAGAAGCUGAACUCGAGAAAGAGAUCUUUGGAAUUGAGCCACAAAUUGAUAAUCAAGACAAUUUCAAACGUGCUUCUCUUGUCCAACGAAACCCUGAGAUCGUACCUCCCAAUAUAGAGAUUACAUCCUUAGCCUGGAAAUCCAGUUCGCUCAGGCCCGGAAAAGCAGUUGAACUCAAAAAUGGAACCUUUUUAAAGAUCAGAUCAAUUGUCAAGAAUCUUACAAAUGAUCAAGUUUCGAUCAGAGGGUGGAAGCUCGUGCGGACUCGCGAUUUCAUUUUUGGAGGUGUUCUACAAAAGAAGAGGAACGAAUUGGCGUUCAUUCAUGAAAUUGAUAGGGACGAUAGACGAGAUAUUUUGGAACAAUCUGUACAUACAAUUCAGCUUGACGAUAUUGUGAAGAUACGCCGUUUGAUCUGUACUAAUCGAUCGUUCCCGGAGUGUAGGUACAAUAAAGAGCACAUUCCUCCAGAUAUUGCAAGGAAGGAACCGAAGGAAAUAAUUAAAUUUGUAGAAGAUGAAUUGGAACUGGUAGCUAGAUGGGCUUUAGUGGCAAGGUAUUCGGAUGCGGAAGCAAGAGUGAGGAAAGGUUCGGUGGUGGAUAAACCCAGAGAUUCAGCGAUUUUGAGAUCACUGAACAAGGAAGAAUGUACAAAGGGAGACUUUGUCAAACCGAAUAUUAGGAAGCUAUUAUGGAGAGGUGAAACCGUUUUAGGCGGCGCAGGAAAUCCUAAUGGCGACAAGUCAUCCAACGCUGGCUCGCACUACACGUAUGGCGAUGGCUAUUGCGGAGCAGGGGGUAUGACAGUAGGUGCGGCAGCCGCCGGCCUUGACAUCAAAUGGGGCUUCGAUUUCAACUCUCACGCCGGCCUUACAUGGCAAAAGAACUUUCCCAAUGCCAACUUUCAUCUCCUACCCGUCAACGAGUUUGCAGAUCUUCACGAUCCCCAUCAGAAUCUUUGGGUGGACAUCCUGCACCUAUCUCCUCCCUGCCAAGUUUUCUCACCCGCCCACACAGUUCCGGGACGCAACGAUGAAAUGAAUUAUGCGAGUCUCUUUGGUGUCGGAGCUGCGAUCAAGAAGUCUCGACCGAGAAUCGUCACGCUGGAGCAAACUUUCGGAAUCCUACAUCCGAAGAAUAAAAGGGCUUUUGAUGGGUUGAUCGGCUGUUUUGCGGAUCUGGGCUAUGAUGUUUCGUGGCAAGUAGUGAAGUUUCAGGGUCCCGGAGAAACCCUCCCACACAUGCCCCAAUACACGCACACCGACCCGUUCCUCUGCACCCCCAACCAAGCACUCUCCUCGAUCCCCGACAACGCUCCCAACCACGAUCCCCAAAGCGCACAACUGAACCGCUCAAACCAUGUUCCCUGGGACGGCUCCGUUGUUUGCGGCUGCAUCAUGACGGGUGGAGCUACCGGCCUCGGUUUACCAGAUGGAAGUCGAGGAUUGACGAAUAGGGAAUUGGCGGCGUUGCAGGGAUUUCCACUCAAACAUGUUUUUCAUGGUCAGGAAAUUAGGAAACAGGUGGGGAAUGCUGUACCUCCUAUUUUUGGGGAGGUUCUGUUGGGGAGUAUAAGGAGACAGUUGGAGAGGAGGGAUAAUUGGGUUAGAGAGGAGGGGAUUGUGAUUAGUGAGGAUGAUGAGUGA
Molecule: messenger RNA, 2679 nt
Organism: Sclerotinia borealis F-4128
Lineage: Eukaryota; Fungi; Ascomycota; Leotiomycetes; Helotiales; Sclerotiniaceae
Source: the annotation of a GenBank genome assembly